GGACGCUCAAGACUCAGACCGAAGUUCCAGCUGCCUGGAAGGACGUUGCCUGGGCGACCCGUAGUGUGCAGGUUCCAGAGGCGUGGCAUGAACUGAGAUGGAAGAUCUGUCCUCUCCCAAGUCAGCCCAUCUCCAGGAGGGACACCAGUCAGCCAGUUUUCAGGGAUCAGUGACCUUCAAGGAUGUAAUAGUGGACUUUACCCAGGAAGAAUGGAAACAGUUGGAUCCUGGACAGAGAGAUUUGUUUAGAGAUGUGACAUUAGAAAAUUAUACACACCUUGUCUCUAUAGGACUCCAAGUUUCCAAACCUGAUGUGAUUUCACAGUUAGAACAAGGAACAGAGCCUUGGAUUGAGGAGUCAAGCUUUCCAGUGAUUGCAUUUGGAGACUGGGAGAAAGGAUCAGGAAACAAUGUGUCAGUUCCACAGCUCAACACUGCUGAAGUAGAGACAUCUCCAGAGGCAAUAGCAGAAAAACCCAAAAGGGAUGAUCCUGGCUGUUCCAACUUCUUAGCUACUUGGGAAUCUGACAGCAAUCAAGAGAGGCAACAGAAAACCCCCCAGACACUGCCCAGGGAAGUCAAAACAACAGAAAUGACAGUGUCCACCUGUGAAAGAGGCCCUGAAAAUAACCCUGAAAACAGCAUCAGUAUGAGUUCAAACCUUGGGACACAGCAAGAAAAACCAGCAGAAAAUACCUCUACUAAAACCAGAGUCAAAAAGAAUCCAGUUAAAAAAGAGAAAACUUGUAAGUGCAAUGAAUGCGGGAAAGCUUUCAGUUACUGCUCAGCUCUUAUUCGCCAUCAGAGAACACACACUGGAGAAAAGCCCUACAAAUGCAACGAGUGUGAAAAAGCCUUCAGCCGGAGUGAAAACCUGAUAAACCACCAAAGAAUUCAUACUGGAGACAAACCAUAUAAAUGUGAUCAGUGUGGAAAAGGCUUCAUUGAAGGUCCAUCUCUUAUUCAACAUCAAAGAAUUCACACAGGAGAAAAACCCUAUAAAUGUGACGAAUGCGGGAAAGCCUUUAGUCAGAGAACCCACCUUGUUCAGCAUCAAAGAAUUCAUACUGGUGAGAAACCAUACACUUGUAAUGAGUGUGGAAAAGCCUUUAGCCAGCGAGGCCAUUUCAUGGAACACCAGAAAAUUCAUACAGGAGAAAAGCCUUUCAAAUGCGAAGAAUGUGAUAAAACAUUCACGAGGAGCACACACCUCACUCAACACCAAAAAAUUCAUACUGGAGAAAAGACCUAUAAAUGUAACGAAUGUGGGAAGGCCUUCAAUGGGCCCUCAACAUUCAUCCGUCAUCACAUGAUUCACACUGGUGAGAAACCAUAUGAAUGCAAUGAGUGUGGGAAAGCCUUCAGUCAGCACUCGAACCUCACUCAACAUCAGAAAACACACACUGGGGAGAAACCCUACGAUUGUGCUGAAUGUGGAAAAUCUUUUAGUUACUGGUCAUCCCUUGCCCAGCAUCUAAAAAUUCACACUGGAGAAAAGCCUUACAAAUGCAAUGAGUGUGGAAAGGCCUUCAGUUACUGCUCGUCCCUUACACAGCACCGGAGAAUUCACACCAGAGAAAAGCCUUUUGAGUGCAGUGAAUGUGGAAAGGCCUUCAGCUAUCUCUCCAACCUUAACCAGCACCAGAAAACUCAUUCCCAGGAGAAAGCCUAUGAAUGUAAGGAAUGUGGGAAAGCCUUUAUUCGGAGUUCGUCUCUGGCUAAGCAUGAAAGAAUUCACACCGGUGAGAAGCCCUACCAGUGCCAUGAAUGUGGGAAAACCUUCAGUUAUAGCUCAUCUCUUAUUCAACACAGGAAAAUACAUACCGGAGAAAGACCGUACAAGUGUAAUGAAUGCGGGAGAGCCUUCAAUCAGAACAUACACCUGACACAACAUAAGAGAAUCCACACAGGAGCAAAGCCGUAUGAAUGUGCCGAAUGUGGCAAAGCCUUUCGACACUGCUCAUCUCUGGCUCAACAUCAAAAAACUCACACAGAAGAAAAGCCCUUCCAGUGUAAUAAGUGUGAGAAGACUUUUAGUCAGAGCUCCCAUCUGACGCAGCAUCAGCGAAUUCACACUGGAGAGAAACCCUAUAAAUGUGAUGAGUGUGACAAAACAUUCAGCCGAAGUACUCAUCUGACUGAACAUCAGAACACUCACACGGGAGAGAAACCUUAUAACUGCACUGAGUGCAGGAAGACUUUCAGCCAGAGCACUUAUCUCAUUCAGCAUCAGCGAAUUCAUUCAGGAGAGAAGCCUUUUGGCUGUAGUGAUUGUGGAAAAGCUUUCAGAUACCGAUCUGCUCUCACUAAACACCAGAGGCUGCAUCCAGAGCUUUCUAAGAACAUCCUAAAUGGAGGGGAUACAUUACUCUAAUAUGUCUUUCUUAAGUACUGAAGAAUCAGAGUGGAGGAACUGCUUUCCAUUUUGAUAGUGUGGAACGGAAAGUACACUGGGCUGAACUAAUUCAAUUACACUGUUAAAUAAUUUUGUUCUAUUGGAAAACUCAAGAAUUAUGCUUCAAUUUCCUCUGUGAAAUGAGGGUUUAGUGAAGAUUAUUUUAAAGGUUUAGAGUUUUAUAUUCAGUUUUGUAUAUUCACAAUAUAUUCCAAAUAGGAUUAUUAUACACUGGCAUUUUGCUGUGUUGCAUCUAUAGUGUGCAUGCAUGUUUUGCCCAUAGGAAACAUCUAUGCUUCAGUAACUAGGUGGGAUGGGGGUUGUCUAUUAUGUUCCUGUUCUAAUACUGAAGUAAAGUACUUGGUUCCUAAUUUUAAAAAACAAACACACUCCAAAUUAAUGAUUCGCUAACAUAUGGCUUAACUGAGUACAAAUAUUAAAACCCUUUCUCUUC
This is a messenger RNA of Sorex fumeus (smoky shrew), 2849 nucleotides long. RefSeq names its product zinc finger protein 184 (gene ZNF184). The coding region runs from base 98 to 2374 and encodes 758 amino acids. The transcript is spliced from 5 exons. The record is from RefSeq and is a predicted model, not a curated record. Gene Ontology annotation, biological process: regulation of DNA-templated transcription. Lineage: Eukaryota; Metazoa; Chordata; Mammalia; Eulipotyphla; Soricidae.